AUGCCUGCUGCAACUUUGCCUGCACGACCUAGCCGGUCAAAAGAAGUCCUUGAUGACCUCAUUAUGGGAACCAACAGUAGUAGCAUCGUCUCCAAGCGAAGCGUUGAACGGCUCUAUUAUGCCAACGAGCCUCACUACUUCCGCUACUUUGUCCAGAAACCUCAGAGGAGAGCGCCACUCAUCAACCGUGGCUACUGGCUUAGAUUGAAGGCUAUUGAUGUCGUGGUGCGUCAAUUUCUUUCCAGACCGUCAACCAAUACCAAGAUUAUCGUGAAUCUGGGAUGUGGGAGCGAUGUUCUCCCAUGGCAGUGCCAUGCUCGGUAUGGGGACGUCUGCCAAAACGCCCUCUUUGUCGAUGUAGACUACCCCGAUUUGAUGCGCAAGAAGCGUGUCCUUGUCAGGGAGACACCGCAGCUAUCACAGCUCCUGGGACCGGAUGCGUCAUUCAGUGAAUCUGAUAAUGAUCCCGUCCUCAUCAAGAGUCCGGCUUACUGCCAGAUUGCAUGUGAUCUACGCCAGCUCGAGAUGCUUCGUCGUACACUGGCGUCUCUCGUUCCACUCGACCAGGCCGAAGUCCUCUUCGUUGCUGAGGUGUCCAUCACAUACAUGGACACACCUUCCACUGAUUCACUUAUCGAGUGGGCCAGCUCGAUCGGCAAGGUCGAAUUUUGCCUCCUUGAACAGAUCAUCCCCGAGGGGCCUGAACAGCCCUUUGCAAAGACGAUGCUCAAGCAUUUUGACAAGCUCAACACGCCGAUAAAGUCUGUCAGGACAUAUCCUAGUCUUGAAAGCCAGCGCAACCGCUUCCAAUCUCGUGGUUGGGCGCAUGUUGACACCUGGGAUCUCUGGGAGACAUGGCUGGAUGACAGCUUUGUUACCCCGCCUGAGCGUCAGGAGCUAGAUGCAAUAGAGCCUUUUGAUGAAUGGGAGGAAUUCAUGCUCUUUGGUCGCCAUUACUGCUUGCUGCAUGCCAGAGCUGUCCGCCCAGACUCCUACAUUGCCUCCGCGAGUACGCCGCCGUCGUCAGGUGCCCCAUCGUCCAAGGUCGAGGUAGUGUCACAAACACACUCCAGGCCGAUAAGACGCCGAUUCGGAAAUACGGCUGUUAUCUCGAGUGUUGAAGGCUCGCGCUAUGCAGCUCACAUCAUGGGUCUAGGAAAGGACAGCCGGUCAGAUACAUGUGAUCUCUAUUCCCUGGGAGACUCCAGGACGUCUCUCAGACUCCCCUUGCACGGACCUCCUCCCCGUAUGUGUUCCACCUUGACUGCUCUAGGGGAGUAUGGGACCCUCCUAGCCGGAGGCCGAGCUUCGCCGAGCAAAGCCUUCUCCGACUGUUGGCUCCUCAAAAGAGGGUCUGAUGGGUUGGAAUGGGAGAAGACGUGGGAUUUGCCAGUCUCCUUGUUUCGGCACAGUGCCACUCGCCUGGGAAACUCGUCGCUUGUUCUGGUCAUGGGUGGUAAGAUGGACCAGUCUCGAGUUUCUGAGAACAGCUUUGUGUUCAACCCUGAGAUGGGUUGGUUGAAAAGCAAGGUGAUUGGCGAGAGGCCCAAGGCCACAUUUGGCAGCGUUAUCUGCAACUCCGAAGAGUUUAGUAACGGACAUGGGACAUUUACGGGACUUCUGUUUGGUGGCAUGCUACAGGAUGGUACACUGUGUUCGACGGCAUACACGUGGAAGCUGGACUUGCAAGAUGGACAGCCAGCUAUUUGGUUCCAAGAGUUGGGUGUCCAAUAUGAGGCUCUGUCAAUCUUUGGCGCUGAUCUCGUCGAACUCGGCCCAUCAACAGUGGCCGUCUGUGGAGGGACAGGCUCUAGCCCGCGUCAGCAGGGGCAGAGUAUCACAUUCAUCUCUACUUCAGGCGGGCAGUGCAGUAUACUUGCCGCAGUUGAUCUCUCAUCUACGACGAAAGGGAUGCCCUUCAUGAUUGGGUCCUCUGUGUUCCUGGAUGACACAAGCCUUACCGUCCUCGGAGGUGGCGCAACAUGUUUCUCCAUGGGGACCUUUUGGGAAACCAGGUCGUUCCACAUCGGCCUCCCUCAGGAAGUCCUGGCAGUUCUGAAGAGGGACGGUAGGCCACUGACCCUAUGCGAGUACCUAGAAUCCCCAAAGGUCCUGCCCAAGCCCCGCCAAGAAGAUUCUAUCCACGGCUCACAGGGAAAGGUAUGUAUAAGACAGAUUCCUCGGGAGAAAAUCACCGAUGUAGGCGCUUUUGAGAGAAUUCUCAGAGAAGGCAAGCCUGUUAUCCUGGAAGGUCUCGACGUGGGUACGUGCGUCGAUAGAUGGACGCCAGAGUACCUGGUGGGCCACGUUGGCAAGGACAAGGAAGUCGUUGUCCAUGAGUGCCAAGGCGACAGCGGCAAUCUGGACUUCAAUUCAAAAAACUUCCAAUACGUGACGGACAAGUUUUCCAAUGUCAUAAACCGCAUAAGCAACGGAGACAGACUAUAUCUGCGCUCAUUGUCACAGGAUCAACCAUCUCAAUCCGCUGCCGACAUGGACAAGGAUUUUCCUGGCCUGGCUCCGGAUUUUCGCCUCCCCAAAGAACUGGCUUUUGUCAAGGAGAGGCGGUUUAGCUCCGUCCUCAGGUUAUCCGGCAGGGUCAACAUGUGGCUGCAUUACGAUGUGAGUACCUGGGACACCCUGUAUUGGACUGUCAUGGCCAAUGUGUAUACACAAAUCAAGGGAACGAAACGCAUGAUUCUCUUUCCGCCGAGCGAUGUGCGCCAUCUGGCCUUUGCGCCGGGAGCUUCCAGCUCGAGUCUAGAUGUCUUCUCAUCACUGAACUCACAGAUACUGGCGCCCACACACCCUCACGAAGCCACUCUUGGGCCCGGAGACAUCCUGGUGCUGCCUCCCAUGUGGUUGCACACUGCAACACCGAUGAGCGACUUGAGCGUGGCCGUCAACGUGUUCUUCCGCGACAUGGAGACGGGAUGCUACGCAGCCGGACGAGAUGUGUAUGGUAACAGGGACCUGGAGGCUUACGAAAAAGGACGUGCGGAUGCAACCAAAAUCUCCAAGAGUUUUGAGAAGCUUCCCCCCGAGAUUCGCCGGUUCUACCUGUCCAGAAUUGCAGAUCAGCUCAUGACCUCGGCCGAGGCUGCAGAAUGA
Molecule: messenger RNA, 3111 nt
Organism: Geosmithia morbida
Lineage: Eukaryota; Fungi; Ascomycota; Sordariomycetes; Hypocreales; Bionectriaceae
Product: tRNA wybutosine-synthesizing protein 4
Exons: 6
Coding region: 1-3111 (1036 amino acids)
Biological process (GO): tRNA methylation; wybutosine biosynthetic process
Molecular function (GO): protein binding; tRNA methyltransferase activity
Source: RefSeq, a predicted model, not a curated record